This is a messenger RNA of Botrytis sinoallii, 3519 nucleotides long. RefSeq lists its product as uncharacterized. Gene Ontology annotation, cellular component: membrane. The record is from RefSeq and is a predicted model, not a curated record. NCBI's taxonomy places the organism in Eukaryota, Fungi, Ascomycota, Leotiomycetes, Helotiales, Sclerotiniaceae. Gene Ontology annotation, molecular function: ATP hydrolysis activity; ATP binding; ABC-type transporter activity. Gene Ontology annotation, biological process: transmembrane transport. The transcript is spliced from 10 exons. Bases 1 to 3519 code for a protein of 1172 amino acids.
AUGGUUGCCGCGAUUUCCUUGGAGCUUUUGUCGCAUUUUGAGCAUACGCAUUCAUUUUCUCCCUCAUUCAUAAUUGGCUCAUACUUGUGCACCACUGUGCUGCUUAAAGCUGUAACUACGCGGACUUAUUGGCUCCUUGCCAACACUGACACAGGCUACAUACACAUUGCCGAGGCGAGUUCGGUUGCACUCCUCAUCCAAAUUAUUAUUAUCGUUCUUGAAAGCUGGAGCAAGAAACAGUGUCUUCUUGAAAAUGCAAGAAUUGCGGCCGAAGAGUUGGCUAGCUUUGUGGAUCGCUCGCUAUUUGUUUGGCUUGACAAGCUACUCCUUCACGGAUAUAGACAAAACCUCACAUUGCUUGAUCUACAACCGCUUGAUCAAAUUCUAGGUACAUUUCACCUAGCGAAUGACUUUCAUGACAUCCAGAAGCGUCCAAAGCUUAGGCGCUUCGGUCUUCUAGGAAUAACUUUACGAUGCUCGGGUUCAUCCAUAUUCUUUCCUGUGCUACCACGACUUUGUCUCACUGGCUUCAGCUUUGCACAACCAUUCUUGGCCACAUCGUUGAUUGCAUAUUUUGAAAAUCAAGGAUCCACCACUUUAAAUGCGGGGUAUGGAUUGAUCGGAGCUUCAUUCCUUACAUAUGCUGGAAUUGCGUCUGUGCCAUGGGAUCAACCUUUCUCGGAAGCACCUUGGCAAGGCACAGAGAAGAGAAUUGCAGCAACAAGGAAAAUGCUGUCUUCUCUAAAGGCAAUUAAAAUGAUGGGUGCCAGUCAGCGUGUACGAAUGACCAUCGAGAAAUUUCGGGAUCUCGAAUUCGUGGCCUCCAAGUCAUUUCGUACACUUCUGAUUGGAAGUUUAAUCUCAUCGUACUCCACUCUCACAUUGGCGCCCGUUGUUGCUUUUGGAACAUAUAUCGGCUCCACUAGAGCUACAAAUGGGGACUUUAAUGCCUUAAGAUUAUUCGGUUCUCUUAUUCUCAUCAAUCUGCUUGCAUCACCACUCAUACGCAUUUUACAAAUUCUCCCGCAUUUUGGGGCCGCGCUUGGAUGCUUCUCUCGUGUAGAAGACUUCUUUGAGAAGUCAGACGUCAUUGACCCCAGAGUGACUGUAGUCGAUGGGACCAAGCACGGAAAAGGUGAUAGCAAGACUGAGCUUUCAGAUGGGAAAGAAGUAUUAAACCAGGAGAAGGAAGAAUAUGCGGUAAAGUCAAAAGAUCUUUCAGUAUUAUCCAUGCGGUACGCAAGCUUUGGCUGGGGCACUGAAAUAAGUCUGCACGAUAUAAAUUUUGAAAUUGCUGCAGGUCAACACGUCGCCGUGACUGGUCCUGUCGGCUGCGGCAAGUCGCUCUUGUUGCAAGCGAUACUUGGUGAAGUCGAACUUAAGACUGGAACUAUGCAUGUUGGAGGUAUAGGCAUCGGGUAUUGCAGCCAAAAUCCGUGGUUGGAAAAUGUUUCCGCGCACAGAAAUGCAUUUAGAAGCGCACCCAGCGACAAAUCAUGGGAGAACUUGGUUGCUGAUAGUUGUGAUCUCGGCGGCUUAUUGAGUAUAGAAAGUUCGCAUCAGACUGUCGGAAGUGGUGGAGCUAAAAUAAGUGGUGGUGAACGCCAGCAAAUAGCUUUAGCACGUGCGAUUGCAACUCGACCUGCAAUCUUACUACUAGAUGACGUUUUCAGUGCUAUAGAUAAAACUACAAAGACUUCUAUGCAAGAAAAGUUGUUUGGACGGAAAGGUAUCUUACGCGAGCAAGGAACUACAGUUAUUCAUGUUACUCAAGACCAACAAUUCAUAGAAGCUGCCGAUAUGGUUCUUCAAAUAGACGGUGCAGGAAACCUCCAGCAGUUGCAGCCCGUAGCUUGCACAGUUCAGUCCGCGCUGGAAGACAAAAUCGAGGGGAAACCAAUCAAAGCUACAAAUUCCAGCCCUAGUCCUCAAUCCCGAUCAAAAAUUAAUCAUGCAGACCCAACUAAAAUCGCAGAUAAAAGGGUCUACCAAGAGUAUCUCCUUUCUAUCGGGCGUUCAAACAUAAUCAUCUUUUUCAUUGGUGCCAUCAUGUUUGCCUUCACUUUUAGAUUCCCAAAUAUAUGGGCAGAGUGGUGGUCUGAUGCAAGUACUGGCAGCUCGACGAAAAGCGUUGAAUACUGGAUGGGUAUCUAUGCAUUCUUAAAUCUGCUUCCACUGGUCACCAUAAGCCUUUGGGCGGCUCACCUCAUGCUCAUAAUUAUUCCAACUUCAGGUGUUGGGUUACACGGUAAACUACUCCGAUCUGUCCUCGAUGCACCUUUCACCUUCAUCAGCACCAUCGAUUCCGGAAGCCUCAUAAACAGGUUCAACCAAGACCUUAUGCUUGUUGAUACCCAACUUCCAUUUCAACUUCUGAACACUGUUUCUGGAUUAUUUGCCGCCAUUCUCCAGGCAAUCUUGAUUACCAUUUCUGCUGUUUCUAUCGUUGCUAUCCUUCCUGUUCUGGUAGCCGUGCUUUUUUUGAUCCAAAACUUCUACUUACGAACAUCAAAACAACUGCGACAACUUGAUUUAGAGUCCAAGGCUGGCUUGCACACAAUGAUUGCAGAGAUAUAUGAAGGACUGGUAACGAUUAGGGCUCAUGGCUGGCAGAACAUCAUGCAAGGGGAGUUUUACGAGAAGCUGGACAGAUCACAAGAGCCAAUAUAUCUUCUCUACAUGGUACAAACUUGGCUUCAGUUGACGCUGAAUUUAGUAGUUGCCGGACUUGCAGUACUAAUGGUUGGUGUGGCUAUUGGUUUGCGCCACAAGACAAGUGCCGGAGGAAUUGGAGUAGCAUUUUUGAAUCUGGUGAGUUUGGGAGAAUCACUGACACAGACCAUUCAAUCUUGGACAGCUUUGGAGACGUCUCUUGGAGCUAUCACCAGAAUUGAAGCCUUUGAGCAAGAAACACCUGUAGAGCCAGAAGUUGCAUCGCCAACUGAUGUACCCAUUACGUGGCCAGCUUCGGGUACCAUAUAUCUUGAUGGUAUCGAUAUCUCAAAAGUCCAACGAUAUUUUCUACGAUCCAAACUCCAUGUUAUCUCGCAAGACGCGUUCACAGAUGGAGAAAUCAUUCGCGAUGCACUAGAUCCGGCUGGAAAAUUGUCUGAUGAGACUAUCAACAACGCCCUACAUGAUUGUGUUUUGCUGAACAAAAUCAAUGCAUCAGGAUCUCUCUCUGCCAAAUCAGGUGAUGUAAAUCUAUCGGUUGGCGAAACCCAACUUUUUGUCCUAGCCCGAACUAUUCUUGGAAUCGAGGACUCUAAUAAAGGAGGUGUCGUACUACUUGAUGAAGCCACUAGCAGUAUCGAUGUCGACACUGAGCGAAAAAUAAUGAACAUCGUCGCCAAAAGACUGCAAGGAAAGACCGUGAUCUCAGUUUUACAUCGCCUCGAGGCCGCUGUUGAAUUUGACAAAAUUUUGAUUUUGGAGAAGGGCGAAGUGGCACAUUUUGGACCUCCAGAAGAGGUUAUUAGAGAUUCUGAUUUAUUUUCUUCUUUUAGAAACGGAAGUUGA